AACUUAGAAUCAACCUGGGAAAGAGCCUGGGAAUCGACUUGGAAUCAACUUGGAAUUAACCUGGAAUCAACUUGGAAUCAACCUGGGAAAGAGCCUGGGAAUCGACUUGGAAUCAGCCUGGGAAUCAACUUGGAAUCAGCCCGGAAUCAGCCCGGGAAUCCCCUUGGAAUCCCCCCGCUCUCCCAGCCUCCCGUCCGGCGCCGCGUCUCCCCCAUUCCCCGGGAAAACCUGGGAAUUCCCGCUGAGCCGGCGAUGCCUCCUCGAGUGACCCCUCCCUGACCCCCCCCAAUCCCGCCUUAUUCCGACCGGGAAAACCAAACCACCCCCCCCCUCCUUUUCCCCCCCGUCCCUCAACAUGCCCAGGACCGGCGGCUUCUCCGAGCCGGAAUUCUCCGCCGACUACUCCGCCGACUACUCCGCCAGCCUCCCCUCGGAUCCCGAGCGCGCCGCCGACGCCGCCGGCUCCUCCCGCCGCGGAACCUUCCGGAUCUCCCCGCCCUGCCCCUGCCUCCCGCGCUCCGCCCGCCUCGCCUUCGCCCCGGAAUCCCUGGAAAACCUCUACCAGGCCUAUUUCCGCCGGCAGCGCCACGACACCCUCCUGGUGCUCGCCGUCUUCGCCGCCCUCUUCGACACCUACGUCCUGGCCACCGUUUCCUGGGAUGUGGGGCGGGACGGGCGGGAAUUCCCGCCCGUCCUGGUGCCGGCGGCGGCGUUCCUGCUGGCCCACGGGGCCCUGCUGGCCCUCUGGAAGUGCCGCCUGCUCCCGGAGCGUUUCUCCCGCCGCUUCCUGCCCGGAAUCCUCUGGAUCCUCAUCCCGGCGCAGGUCCUGGGCUACCUGGCGCUGAAUUUCGGGAGCGCCCCGGAGCCGGCGGACACGGUGGGCUGGCAGGCCUUCUUCGUCUUCUCCUUCUUCCUGACGCUGCCCCUGCGCCUCCUGCCCAUCGUGGCCGUGGCCGCCGCCUCCUGCGGCCUCCACACCCUCGUGCUCGGCGUGGCCGUGGCCCAGCAGCAGCGGCGCCGCAAUUCCCUCAGUUCCCUGGAGCGCGGGGGCGACCUGGGGAGGCAGCUGCUGUCCAACGUGGCCCUGUACGCCUGUGCCAUCACCGUGGGCUCCAUGUCCUACCACAUGGCCGACAGGAAGCACCGGAAGGCCUUCCUGGAAGCGCGGCAAUCCCUGGAAGUCAAGCUCAACCUGGAGGAGCAGAGCCAGCAGCAGGUCGGGAAGGGAGCCGGGAAUGAGGCGGGGAUGUCGAGGAGGGAGGUGGGAGGUGGGAGGUUUGGGGAUUUUGGGGUGUUCCAG
Molecule: messenger RNA, 1300 nt
Organism: Lepidothrix coronata (blue-crowned manakin)
Lineage: Eukaryota; Metazoa; Chordata; Aves; Passeriformes; Pipridae
Product: adenylate cyclase type 3-like
Exons: 3
Biological process (GO): cAMP biosynthetic process; adenylate cyclase-activating G protein-coupled receptor signaling pathway
Molecular function (GO): adenylate cyclase activity
Source: RefSeq, a predicted model, not a curated record